UAAUUAAUAAUUAAAAAUCGUAAGAAUCGAAUCGAAAAUCGCGCAACGAAAACGAUGAGGAUGAGCUGUAAUGGAUGCCGAGUUCUACGGAAAGGCUGCAGCGACGACUGCAGCAUAAGGCCGUGUUUGGAUUGGAUCAAAACCCCUGAUUCACAGGCCCACGCCACCGUCUUCCUCGCCAAAUUCUACGGCCGCGCCGGACUGAUGAACCUCGUCAAUGCCGGCCCGCAGCACCUCCGCCCUGCUAUUUUUAGGUCUCUGCUGUACGAGGCAUGCGGGAGGAUCGUGAACCCGAUAUACGGGUCGGUCGGGUUGCUAUGGUCCGGGAGCUGGCAGCUAUGCCAGAACGCCGUGGAGGCGGUUCUGAAAGGGGUUCCGAUAACGCAGAUACCAACCGACGCCGCCGAGAAUAAAGCCGGGCCGCCUCUCAAGGCCUACGACAUCAGGCAUGUUAACCGGCCGGAGGAUAAUCUCUCCGGUUCGUCGAACGAUCUUCACCGGGUCAGGAACCGGUUCCGUUUCAAGCGGGAUGGGGCGAAGCCGAGGCGGAGCCGGGUACGGGUCCGGGCGGGAUCGGCUGGGGAGGUUCGUAGGUCGCCGAGCCAUGAGUCCUCGUUGAGCCACCAGUCUGAGGAGGCGGCGGCGGCGGCUGAGACGAAUGUGGGGAUUGAAGAUACUGCUCGGGAGAGCGAGAGCUUGGCUUCGGCGGCUUGUGAAUCGGCUUCGGAGGAUGAAGGAGAAAUUGAGCUGGAUCUGACUCUCGGAUUCGAGCCGUUCAAACGCGCGGUGAAGCCGAAAGAAGUGGCGGUGAAGGAGGCGGAAGACGACGGCGGCGCUGGAUUAUGUAAAAUGGAGCUGCGGCUUGAUUGUGCUGUUCGUGGCUUCAACGGCUCGGGUUAACUAUUUCGUUAGUUUUAUUUUAUUUUUCCUUUUCUUUUGGAUCUUAUGUAGGACGAGUUUAAUGUUUAUUUUAAUUACCUAUAUUAGAAGAGUUGUACAAAAUGUAGUAGAGUUGGUACAUUAGUGUAGCUGGAACAAGUUUUGACUUGGUCAAUGAAAUUUUCAAAUUUCAUUUCUUUAUACUUAUUAGUUUUUU
This is a messenger RNA of Erythranthe guttata (spotted monkey flower), 1096 nucleotides long. RefSeq names its product LOB domain-containing protein 41. Gene Ontology annotation, biological process: regulation of gene expression. The record is from RefSeq and is a predicted model, not a curated record. Lineage: Eukaryota; Viridiplantae; Streptophyta; Magnoliopsida; Lamiales; Phrymaceae.